CAACUACUUUACUUGUCCUAGAAAGUCCUCAUUUUUUCUUCCUCCUAAUUUCAACCAAAUCACUCGCUACCUUGAAAAUUUAUGGAAACAAGAUUGUCCAUAUUCCAUUGUGUAGAUGUUUCUACUUUCCUUGUUCUUGCAAGUAAAUGUAAAAAAGUUAGGAACUUACAGCAUGUUUAUCACUUCACCGACAGUGGAAGCAAAGGAUCUUAGUACUUAAAAACAAAGUUAAGAAUUUUGUGGAAAAACAACUAUAUGGGGUUUACUUUUUUUCACACCCCAUUACCAGUUUUGGUAUUUUGAUGGCUAUUUGAAGUUAAGUAUAUGAGAAAAGAAGGAGCUUCACGUUAAGAACUCUUCCAUUUUUGUUAUUCAAGUUACUUGUUCACACUUGGAGUUAAUUUGUUUCUUAUUUUGUAACGUGUUGGUUGUUAGCCAAGUUUCUUGAAUUUAAUGCGUGGAAUAAAUUAGUGUCAUCAAUAUUUUGAGGAACUUCAGGGAUAUUAUUUCUUGGCUUCGAGUUGGAGAAAAAUGGUAGGUGGUAAGAUGAAGAUACGUUUUAGUAAGAUAUAUAAUUUUUCGUGCAUGAAGUGUUCGAUUAAGGAAGAACAUAGUCAAAUUGGGAAGAGUGGUUUCUCAAGGAUUGUGUAUUGUAAUGAUCCUGAUAAUCCAGAACAAUUACAGCUUAAGUAUAGGGGGAAUUAUGUGUCUACUACAAAGUAUACAGCAAUUAAUUACAUACCAAAGUCAUUGUUUGAGCAAUUUAGGAGGGUUGCAAAUAUAUACUUUCUUGUUGUUGCUUGUGUUUCAUUUAGUCCUCUGGCUCCUUAUACAGCUAGUAGUAUUUUAGCGCCUUUGUUGGUUGUGAUUGGGGCAACGAUGGCGAAAGAAGGGAUCGAAGAUUGGAGGCGCAAAAGGCAGGUUGUACUCUUUCGUUCGGAUCAUCACUUUGCUUUAGUCUAUGUUGGCGUGCUUUUGGUAUAUUGUAAGCAAGUUCAGGAUAUUGAAGCCAAUAACCGGAAAGUAAACGUAUACACUGAAAAUCAUACUUUCCAAGAGACUAGAUGGAGAAAUUUACGAGUUGGUGAUCUUAUUAAGGUGUACAAGGAUGAAUAUUUCCCCGUUGAUCUGCUUUUGCUUUCAUCUAGCUAUGAGGACGGCAUAUGUUAUGUUGAAACCUCCAAUCUUGAUGGAGAGACUAACCUUAAGGUGAAGCAUGCAUUGGAUGUCACAUCCUCCCUGCACGAUGAUUCUUCUUUUCGAAAUUUUAAGGCUGUUGUAAAGUGUGAAGAUCCAAAUGAAGAUCUUUAUACAUUCAUUGGAACUCUGUAUUAUGAGAAUCAGCAACACCCUCUUUCAGUGCAGCAGAUUCUUCUGCGAGAUUCCAAGCUACGGAACACUGAUUAUGUUUAUGGUGUGGUUAUUUUUACUGGUCAUGACACAAAAGUCAUGCAGAAUUCUACAGAUCCUCCUUCUAAGAGGAGUGCAAUUGAGAAAAGGAUGGAUAAAAUAAUAUAUGUUCUUUUUGGUACCUUGAUUACAAUAGCUUUUAUUGGAUCUAUCUUUUUCGGGAUUGAAACUACGAAUGAUAUUCGUGGUGGGAAAUUAAGGAGGUGGUAUCUUCGACCAGACAAGACAAGUGUGUUUUAUGAUCCCAAAAGAGCCACACUGGCUUCAUUUUUCCAUUUCCUAACAGCCCUUAUGUUGUACGGGUACUUGAUUCCCAUUUCGUUAUAUGUGUCUAUUGAAAUUGUUAAGGUUUUACAGAGCAUCUUCAUCAAUCAAGAUAGGGAAAUGUACUACGAGGAAACAAAUAAGCCAGCUCAUGCAAGAACAUCUAAUCUGAAUGAGGAACUUGGGCAGGUUGAUACUAUUCUCUCUGACAAAACAGGCACUUUAACAUGCAACUCUAUGGAGUUCGUUAAAUGUUCAAUAGCAGGUGUUGCUUAUGGCCGUGUUGUGACAGAAGUAGAGCGGGCCCUGGCAAAGCGAAAAGGAGAUGGCGAUACUUCCAAUGAUGUGGAGGAAUCAAGUGACCCUAAAUCUAUUAAAGGAUUCAACUUCAAAGAUGAGCGUAUAAUGAAUGGUCAAUGGGUCCAUGAGCCUCAUCGAGAUAUGAUACAAAAGUUUUUCAGAGUGCUGGCGGUUUGUCAUACUGUUAUUCCUGAUGUGGACAAGAAAACAGGUGAGAUCUCGUAUGAAGCGGAAUCACCAGAUGAAGCUGCCUUUGUCAUUGCAGCAAGGGAACUUGGUUUUCAGUUCUUUGAAAGAACACAAAGUAGAAUUACACUGCAUGAGUUGGAUCAUCGGAGUGGUAAGAUGGUUGACAGAUCAUAUCAGCUCCUUCAUGUCUUAGAGUUCAGUAGUUCGCGGAAGAGAAUGUCGGUAAUUGUAAAAAAUGUUGAGAACCAGUUCUUGCUCCUCUGCAAGGGUGCAGACAGUGUGAUGUUCGAACGGCUUUCAAAAGAUGGGCGGGUCUUUGAGGGUAUAACAAAGGAACAUCUUAAACAAUAUGCUGAAGCAGGAUUGCGAACUCUGGUAGUAGCUUACCGUGAGCUUGAUGAGAAAGAGUUCCAAUCAUGGGAACAAGAGUUUUUGAAUGCCCAAGCUUCUGUCACAGCAGAUAGAGAUGCUUUGGUGGAUGCCACGGCUGACAAGAUAGAAAGAGACUUAAUGCUCCUUGGUGUUACUGCUGUCGAGGACAAACUUCAAAAAGGGGUCCCCGAAUGCAUUGAUAAACUUGCAAAAGCUGGAAUUAAGAUUUGGGUCUUAACUGGUGAUAAGAUGGAGACGGCUAUCAAUAUUGGGUAUGCUUGUAGUUUAUUAAGACCAGAUAUGAGGCAAAUUAUAAUUACUUUGGAUUCUCAAGACAUAUUGGUCUUGGAAAACCAAGCAAACAAGGAGACUAUUGCAAAGGCUUUGCAUGAUAGCAUUACAAAGCAAAUAAGGGAGGGAAUGUCACAAGUAAACUCAAGCAAAGAAAUUACUGCAUCAUUUGGUUUGAUCAUAGAUGGCAAAUCAUUGUCAUUUGCUCUUGACAAAAAACUGGAAAAAUCAUUCUUGGAGCUUGCAAUAAAUUGUGCAUCUGUUAUUUGCUGCCGCUCCACUCCUAAACAAAAAGCUCUUGUUACUAGAUUGGUGAAAGUUGGAACGCACCAAAGAACGUUAGCAAUUGGUGAUGGGGCAAAUGAUGUAAGCAUGCUUCAAGAGGCUGAUGUUGGGGUUGGUAUCAGUGGUGUUGAAGGAAUGCAGGCUGUCAUGUCAAGUGAUUAUGCAAUAGCUCAAUUCCGUUUUCUUGAGCGCUUGUUAUUAAUCCAUGGCCACUGGUGCUACAGGAGAAUAUCAAUGAUGCUAUGCUACUUCUUUUACAAGAACCUCGCAUUUGGGUUGACCCUUUUCUGGUUUGAGGGCUUUGCUUCUUUCUCUGGCCGACCUGCUUAUAAUGACUGGUAUAUGUCAUUAUACAAUGUCUUUUUCACAUCACUUCCUGUGAUUGCUCUAGGUGUCUUUGAUCAAGAUGUUUCUGCACGGCUAUGUCUCCAGUUUCCUAAGCUUUAUGAAGAGGGAACGAAGAACAUUCUCUUCAGUUGGCCUCGCAUUUUAGGCUGGAUGUUGAACGGUGUUAUCUGUUCUAUGAUCAUCUUCUUUGGCACCACCAAUUCACUCAUGCAUCACGUUUUCCGAAAAGAUGGUCAACCAGUUGACUAUGGAGUCCUCGGAGUGAUGAUGUACACGUGUGUCGUGUGGACUGUCAAUUGUCAGAUGGCACUCUCUAUCAACUACUUCACUUGGAUUCAACACUUAUUCAUUUGGGGCAGUAUUGCCUUUUGGUAUGUGUUUUUAGUUGUAUAUGGCUCUCUUUCGCCUAUAUUUUCUACAACGGCAUACAAAAUUCUUGUUGAAGCCUGCGCUCCAAGUCCUUUGUAUUGGCUGGUCACAGUUCUGGUCGUUGUUGCAACGUUGUUACCAUAUGUUACGUACAGGGCGUUUCAAACAGAGUUCCAUCCGAUGUACCAUGAUCAGAUUCAAAGAAAACGAUUAGAAGGUUUAAACAGUGACUCUGCUGAGGAGUUCAGUGAUAGAGGCAAACAAAAGAUAGAGCUUUAAGAAUAGUUUGUAGUUUGUCACAUGACAUAAAAUGACUGUUUAAUAUGUAAAGUUAAUUAAGUUGUGUAAAGUGGAUAUAUAGUAAUGCUCAGUGAUUGGGGCCAGGCAGUAGAAACUAACGUUUGAAGUGUCAUUUUGUGGGUGAAUUUUAUCAUGAGACAGAGAUUUUCUUUCUAAAGAUAUUAAUCAUAUAUUUUCGGAAGAAAAUUGUGUUGAUGUCU
Lycium ferocissimum is the source of this 4328-nucleotide messenger RNA. RefSeq names its product probable phospholipid-transporting ATPase 8. The transcript is spliced from 12 exons. Gene Ontology annotation, molecular function: ATP binding; magnesium ion binding; ATP hydrolysis activity. Lineage: Eukaryota; Viridiplantae; Streptophyta; Magnoliopsida; Solanales; Solanaceae. Gene Ontology annotation, cellular component: plasma membrane. The record is from RefSeq and is a predicted model, not a curated record. Gene Ontology annotation, biological process: phospholipid translocation. Bases 532 to 4107 code for a protein of 1191 amino acids.